AUGGCCCGGGCGCAGCUCAGCACCUGGCUGAUCCUCUGCGUGUUCGCUGGAUCCCAGAGGCUGACAGAUGAACAUUUUCACAGCAGGGAUGGUGCCAGCAUCAGCUCACCCCGUCGCAGCCCACAGGACGCCGACGUCAUGUUAGAGAUGCUCUGGGGAGGGCUGGAUCUUCAGGCCAACAGGACAAUGUGGCUGCGGGAUGAAGAGCUGGCCUCCCUGCGCCCGGCACGGUGGUUCAUGCAGAUCUUAGAGGAUGAAGUUCCCAAAACACCAACAGAAAUUGAGCAGCAUCUGAGAUAUUAUUCACUGAUUGACACCCCUUUGCCUCUAGCAGAGUUUGACCGUCUCCUCCUCACCAGUGUUUACUGUGCUUAUCAGGUUCGCUCCGUGCAGGGUCUGGAUAAAAACCUCUGGAUUCGUUUUUUCUCUCGGCUGGUUGAUGAAAUGUUUCGUGAUCUGUGCAAGGGGCUCUGUCCUGCAAAUACCACCCUCCUCCUGGCUUCCUGGCCUUGGAAGGAGAAACCUUCACAUUUAGCAUCCCUGAAACAUUUCUAUCGUUCAAACCUGGCCAGGAACAAGAGAGACACUUAA
Molecule: messenger RNA, 591 nt
Organism: Antrostomus carolinensis (chuck-will's-widow)
Lineage: Eukaryota; Metazoa; Chordata; Aves; Caprimulgiformes; Caprimulgidae
Gene: FAM180B
Product: family with sequence similarity 180 member B
Exons: 3
Coding region: 1-591 (196 amino acids)
Source: RefSeq, a predicted model, not a curated record